AAAGAAGAGUUCUUACAAGUUCUCAAAGAUAACCAGACUUUGAUUCUUGUCGGUGAAACUGGUAGUGGCAAAACCACUCAGAUUCCUCAGUUUGUUUUGGAUGCUGUCGAGUUAGAGACACCAGACAAACGUAGGAAGAUGAUGAUUGCGUGCACUCAGCCUCGGAGAGUGGCUGCGAUGUCUGUUUCGCGUCGUGUGGCUGAAGAGAUGGAUGUAACCAUAGGGGAAGAGGUUGGUUACAGUAUCAGAUUUGAAGACUGCAGUAGUGCGAGGACAGUUUUGAAGUAUGUAUCUAACGAUGGUAUGCUCUUAAGGGAAGCAAUGACAGAUCCGCUGUUGGAACGGUACAAGGUUAUUAUUCUUGAUGAGGCUCACGAGAGGACAUUGGCCACUGAUGUGUUAUUUGGCCUUCUGAAAGAAGUGCUUAAAAAUAGACCUGACUUGAAGUUGGUGGUUAUGAGUGCUACUCUUGAAGCUGAAAAGUUUCAGGGCUAUUUUUUUGGUGCCCCUCUCAUGAAAGUUCCUGGAAGGCUACAUCCUGUUGAAAUUUUCUACACACAGGAACCUGAAAGGGAUUUGGAGGCUGGCAUUAGGACAGUGGUACAAAUACACAUGUGUGACCACCUGGAGAUAUUUGUUUUUCUGACUGGAGAGGAAGAGAUAGAAGAUGCUUGCCGCAAAAUAACAAAAGAAAUUUCUAAUCUGGGAGAUCAGGUGGGCCCGGUGAAAGUGGUGCCCCUGUAUUCUACCCUUCCUCCAGCUAUGCAGCAGAAGAUUUUUGAGGCACCGCCACCUCCAUUGAAGGAGGGUGGAAUUCCUGGAAGGAAGAUUGUGGUCUCAACAAACAUAGCAGAAACUUCGUUGACAAUUGAUGGUAUUGUUUAUGUCAUUGACCCUGGCUUUGCUAAGCAGAAGGUUUAUAAUCCACGAGUUCGUGUGGAGUCUUUAUUAGUAUCACCAAUAUCAAAAGCUAGUGCACAUCAGAGGUCUGGGCGUGCCGGAAGAACUCAACCAGGGAAAUGCUUUAGACUUUAUACAGAGAGAAGUUUCAAUAAUGAUCUUCAGCCACAGACCUAUCCAGAAAUUUUAAGAUCAAAUCUUGCCAAUACAGUUCUUACUUUGAAGAAACUAGGCAUAGAUGAUUUAGUGCAUUUUGAUUUCAUGGACCCGCCUGCUCCUGAGACAUUAAUGCGUGCAUUGGAAGUGUUGAAUUACUUGGGUGCACUGGAUGAUGAUGGUAACUUAACUAAGCUGGGUGAGAUUAUGAGUGAAUUUCCCUUGGAUCCACAGAUGUCGAAGAUGCUUGUUGUCAGUCCUGAAUUCAACUGUUCAAAUGAGAUUCUGUCAAUUUCUGCUGCUCUGUCCAUACCCAAUUGCUUUGUCCGGCCUAGGGAGGCUCAAAAAGCUGCGGAUGAAGCUAAAGCUAGGUUUGGGCACAUUGAUGGAGAUCAUCUCACGCUGUUGAAUGUCUAUCACGCAUACAAGCAAAAUAAUGAGGAUCCCUCUUGGUGCUAUGAUAACUUUGUUAAUCAUAGGGCAUUGAAAUCAGCUGAUAAUGUUAGACAACAGUUAGUGCGUAUCAUGGCCCGGUUUAAUCUGAAGCAAUGCAGCACUGACUUUAAUAGUCGCGACUAUUAUGUCAACAUAAGAAAAGCUAUGCUAGCUGGGUAUUUCAUGCAGGUAGCUCACUUGGAGCGUACAGGACACUACUUGACGGUGAAAGACAACCAGGUGGUGCAUUUGCAUCCAUCAAAUUGCCUGGACCACAAGCCUGAAUGGGUAAUUUAUAACGAAUAUGUUCUUACCAGUCGGAAUUUUAUUCGUACUGUUACAGACAUACGAGGGGAAUGGUUGGUUGAUGUAGCACCACAUUACUAUGAUUUGUCUAAUUUCCCCCAAUGUGAGGCAAAGCGUGUUCUAGAGAAACUUUACAAGAAGCGAGAAAAGAGAAGGAGGAAAACCCGGAGUCGCAGAUAAAAGUCGUAGUCAUCCACAAUAUUUUUUUGCUUUUGGAAUUUGGAUUGGAUAUAUCCUCUUCUGUCACUGAGACUUAGAUCAUGAUUCCUCGUAGCACUUUUGCCAUUUUUACUACCUUUUAUUAUUAAUCUGAAAGGAAUACUGAUUGUCAGUAGUGUAGUUAAAAAUGAGCUAUAAGUUUAUGUACCAUUGCCAGAGUAAUAGGGAACCUUUUUUAAUCACCGUUCAUCUUCUGUUGUACCUUAAGUAAAAAUUUGUUUCUGGAUUUUAUUUCGUUAAAGGAUAGAUCCCAUCAUAAAUGUCUGGAUGCCGGAAUUCAUUAUACUAA
This is a messenger RNA of Vigna umbellata (rice bean), 2305 nucleotides long. The record is from RefSeq and is a predicted model, not a curated record. Lineage: Eukaryota; Viridiplantae; Streptophyta; Magnoliopsida; Fabales; Fabaceae.